Molecule: messenger RNA, 1238 nt
Organism: Marmota monax (woodchuck)
Lineage: Eukaryota; Metazoa; Chordata; Mammalia; Rodentia; Sciuridae
Gene: Arhgdib
Product: Rho GDP dissociation inhibitor beta
Exons: 6
Coding region: 165-767 (200 amino acids)
Biological process (GO): Rho protein signal transduction
Cellular component (GO): cytosol; membrane; cytoplasm
Molecular function (GO): Rho GDP-dissociation inhibitor activity; protein binding
Source: RefSeq, a predicted model, not a curated record
AAAGGAACAGGAUUUGAGACAGCCCAGGGUUUCCUCUUCAAGUAGGUUUAAAACACUUUUUUUUUUCUCACUAACUUCCUUCCUGUUUUAACUGCCAGUACUCAGAAGUCAGAGUUGAGAGACAGAGGCACCCCGGACAGAGACGUGAAGCACUGAAUAUCAAGAUGACUGAAAAGGACCCAGAACCACAGCUGGAUGAUGGUGACGAUGAGCUAGACAGCAAGCUCAAUUAUAAGCCUCCACCUCAGAAAUCCCUGAAGGAGCUUCAGGAGAUGGAUAAAGAUGAUGAAAGUCUAACUAAGUACAAGAAAACGCUGCUGGGAGACGGUCCUGUGAUAGCAGACCCAACAGUCCCCAAUGUCACUGUUACCCGACUUACCCUGGUUUGUGAUAGUGCACCAGGACCAAUCACUAUGGAUCUUACCGGGGAUCUUGAAGCCCUCAAAAAAGAAACCUUUGUGCUAAAGGAAGGUAUUGAAUACAGAGUCAAAAUCAACUUCAAAGUGAACAAGGAUAUUGUGUCAGGCCUGAAGUAUGUCCAGCACACCUAUCGGACUGGGCUUAAAGUGGAUAAAGCAACAUUUAUGGUUGGCAGCUAUGGGCCUCGGCCAGAGGAGUAUGAAUUCCUCACCCCGACUGAGGAGGCUCCCAAGGGCAUGCUGGCCAGGGGCACAUACCACAACAAGUCCUUCUUCACCGAUGAUGACAAGCAAGACCACCUCACCUGGGAGUGGAACCUGUCCAUUAAGAAGGAUUGGACAGAAUGAGUGCAUCUGCCCAUCCCUCAACCUCCCCUUGCCACCCAGAAUCCUCCUAGUCACAAGGGCACCCUGUCCCUCCUCCCUCCUGUUCACAGCUAGAUUCCUUCUCCAAGACCGCCCACUUUUCCAUAUUGAUGAACCUCAUCCCACCCCUUGAGGCUUAAUACUCAGGCUUUAACCCUGCCUGCUUCCUCUGACUCGGUCCCAGUCAGAGCCAGUUCUUUCAAGUUCUCCAUCUCCUUUAACAUUUCCCUCUCUUCUUCCUGUCUGAGCAACUAGAGGCCAGGAAAUUGGCAAACUACCAUGAACAGCCCUUUUGCCUUAGGUUUAGUAGCUCAUUCCAAUUCCUGGAUUCUUUGGUGGUUGCUGCUGGCUCAAUGCCCUGUCACAUGCCCUGCCAGUUGGGGUUCUUCUUUUGUGGGAGAUACUGUAAACAACACAAGAGAGUAAGAAUAAAACAACUACUUUUUGUUCUGA